Molecule: messenger RNA, 6632 nt
Organism: Frankliniella occidentalis (western flower thrips)
Lineage: Eukaryota; Metazoa; Arthropoda; Insecta; Thysanoptera; Thripidae
Gene: FBXO11
Product: F-box only protein 11
Exons: 12
Coding region: 96-2945 (949 amino acids)
Biological process (GO): regulation of apoptotic process; ubiquitin-dependent protein catabolic process; protein ubiquitination
Molecular function (GO): protein binding; zinc ion binding
Source: RefSeq, a predicted model, not a curated record
UUCCGUCUUCAGAAGGAGAAAAUGGCCGCCAGUACCCUCGGACGUAUCCUCUUUGUUUAAGUCUUGCUUGUGUUGUCAAUUUUUUGAUUUUCAAAAUGCCCAGCGCGUCCUGUACACCGUCACGUUCUUACGUUAGAAGAUCCCGACGAAAAGGAGUUAAUAGAGUACCCGUUCCACCCCGCACAAGCGCAGGACCUGCAGGAAGCUCUGCCGGUGCAGCAGCUGCAGCAGCAACCUCUGCAGCUGCCGCAGCUGGUUCCGGAGUAGUUUUUGUUGUAAGCAGUGGUAGCUCUUCUACAUCGGGUACACCAGACCCUCCAGGAACUGCCUCGGGAGCAAGUAUACCAGGCAACGUAAUCCACCACCCACCUUAUGACCUUCGCCGGAAAUCACCUCCUCACAAUGACGGUGGACCAAGCACAAGCUCAGUUGCUGUCAGUUGCACAACAAGUCAGAGCAUGGCAUGCAGUGCAAGUGGCACCCCAUCUACCUCUCCCACAAUGUUCUUCAAUGCCACUGAUAAUGCUUCCAUGGUGCCAGCAAGAAAACGACCAAGACGGACACAGUCUGUUAGCAGUGUUGAAAGGGAAUCUCAAAACAGCACGUUUGCUGCUCAGUACCUUCUUCAUGAUCUACCAGAUGAAGUAAUUUUAUUAGUCUUCAGUUACUUGAUGGAAAAAGACUUGUGCAGAGUCAGCCAAGUGUGCAGACGGUUCAGGAGUAUUGCUAAUGAUGUGGAACUCUGGAAAAAACUUUAUCAGUCAUUAUAUGAAUAUGAUGUUCCACUUUUCAACCCAGAGCCAUGUCGCUUUGAAUUUGAGAAUGUAUCAGACUGUGAACAUGCUAACCCAUGGAAGGAAAGUUUCCAGCAGUUGUAUCGAGGUGUCCAUGUACGACAAGGUUACCAGGACCUUAAAUUUGAAGGCAGAAAAGUUCCUUUUUUCAACACUAUUCAAGCUGCUUUGGACUAUGCUGAUGAGAAAGGACAAAGUCUUCACACUGAUGCUGGAGAUGGGGCUCUUAUUUUUAUUCAUUCUGGGACAUACACAGGCGAAUUUCUGGUCAUCGAUUGUGAUGUGUCUCUUAUUGGUGCGGCCCCUGGAAAUGUUGCUGAAUCUGUGAUAUUGGACCGUGAAUCAGAGUCCACUAUUAUGUUUGUUGAGGGUGCUAAGCAGGCGUACCUAGGGCAUGUAACAUUAAAGUUUUCUCCUGAUGUGGGAUCCACAACACCUCAUCACAAGCAUUAUGCCCUUGAAAUUGGAGAAAAUUGUAGCCCUACAAUUGAUCAUUGCAUUAUACGAAGUAGUUCAGUUGUGGGUUCCACUGUAUGUGUGAGUGGUAUGGGAGCUAAUCCAACAAUCAGACAUUGUGAUAUCAGUGAUUGUGAGAAUGUGGGCCUGUAUGUGACGGACUAUGCACAAGGCUUGUAUGAAGACAAUGAAAUAAGUCGCAAUGCGCUUGCUGGUAUUUGGGUGAAAAAUUGUGCAAGUCCUAUUAUGAGAAGAAAUCAUAUCCAUCAUGGCCGCGAUGUAGGAGUAUUUACCUUUGACAAUGGCAUGGGUUAUUUUGAAUCUUGUGACAUCCAUAACAACCGAAUUGCUGGCUUUGAAGUAAAGGCAGGAGCCAACCCCACUGUUGUAAAUUGUGAAAUUCACCAUGGUCAAACAGGAGGUAUCUAUGUCCAUGAGAAUGGGCUUGGUCAAUUCUUAGACAACAAAAUUCACUCCAACAACUUUGCUGGGGUUUGGAUCACUUCUAACAGCAACCCUACUAUACGCCGCAAUGAGAUUUAUGACGGACAGCAAGGUGGUGUUUAUAUUUUUGGUGAAGGACGGGGGUUGAUUGAACAUAAUGAUAUCCAUGGCAAUGCUCUGGCUGGUAUUCAAAUCAGAACUUCAAGUGACCCAAUUGUUAGACACAAUGUGAUUCAUGAUGGUCAACAUGGUGGUAUUUAUGUACAUGAGAAAGGUAGAGGCCUUGUAGAAGAGAAUGAAGUUCACUCCAACUCUUUAGCUGGUGUGUGGAUCACUACUGGUAGCACUCCCAUUUUGAGACGCAAUCGUAUUCAUUCCGGCAAGCAAGUUGGUGUUUAUUUUUAUGAUAAUGGUCAUGGAAGACUGGAAGAUAAUGAAAUCUUCAACCACAUGUACUCUGGAGUUCAGAUUAGGACGGGCAGUAAUCCCAUUAUCCGAGGUAACAAAAUUUGGGGUGGUCAGAAUGGUGGAGUGCUUGUAUACAAUGGAGGACUUGGACUUCUGGAGCAGAAUGAAAUAUUUGACAAUGCCAUGGCUGGAGUUUGGAUUAAGACAGAGUCCAACCCGACCUUAAAACUCAACAAAAUUUUUGAUGGAAGAGAUGGUGGCAUUUGUGUGUUUAGUGGUGGCAAAGGGGUUUUGGAAGGUAAUGACAUUUUUCGCAAUGCCCAAGCGGGUGUGCUAAUUUCUACUGGAUCUCACCCAAUAUUGAGACGAAAUAGAAUCUUUGAUGGACAAGCUGCAGGUGUUGAAAUCACCAAUACAGCAACUGCAACCUUAGAAUACAAUGAAAUUUUCAACAAUCGUUUUGGUGGACUCUGUUUAGCAAGUGGUGUUCACCCACUCUUAAAAGAAAAUAGAAUAUUCAGUAACCAGGAUGCUAUUGAAAAAGCUGUGACUGAUGGCCAGUGCCUGUAUAAAAUCUCGAGCUACACCUCAUUUCCAAUGCAUGACUUCUAUCGUUGCCAGACUUGUAACACAACUGACAGAAACGCCAUUUGUGUGAAUUGCAUUAAGGUCUGCCAUGCUGGUCAUACAGUUGAAUUUAUAAGACAUGACAGAUUUUUCUGUGACUGUGGUGCUGGAACGUUGAACAACCAAUGUCAACUUCAAGGAGAGCCUACUCAAGACACUGACACUUUGUAUGACUCAGCUGCCCCUGUAGGAUCUCACACAUUAAUGGUUAACUGAGAUGUGCUUUAAAGCCUCCACAUUGGAAUCCAUACUCAGUCAUCAUGAUGACUGUAUGUGAGUGAUACAUUAUCAGGCGAUGGCUGUCAGGUUAGAGAGUUCAUCAUUUUCAUAAUUGUUUCUCAUAUUGUUAUUUGGUGACGAGUAGGAGCCACUGUCUCUCUGCAAUCCUCAACAAUCUGCUUUAGUUCAUUAGCGGUACAUUUCCUUAAACUGGUGUUUUUUUACAAUCUUGAUCAACUUUCCUUGUCAGGAGGGUUGGGUAUUCUUGCAAACCUCUUGUUUUGCAUGCAUGUUUGAACAUGAUGCCCAUCCCUUCCUUUUAAUAAAAUCAUUUAUCAGAGAUUAAGCUACAUUUAUGUUUAAAAUCCUCCAUUCAGUGCUGUGAUACCUUGUUUUUAUAGUGUCUUUUGUUUAUAUUGUUUUGUUGAUUCUUGCAUUCUCUCUGAUAUUGCGUUUAAACUUUCUGCAUUGAUGAUUGUCAUAUUUUCACUUUAGUUUGUAGUGUUUUAUUGUAUAUGUUUUGAUUGACUGAGGAAGUUAUCAUGUAAGUUAAGUUUCCCCUCUUGUACUGUACGCAAGCUUGCAUCACUAAUUGUAUAAUCAGGUCAUUUAGAAAGGUUUUGUGACAGCCAUCACUGAUUUUGUUCUUGGAUUUCACCACUCUAUGCUCCAUUGAACUAUUCCUCAAGGGUCAAUUGUUCAUGUGCUGUGUUCACAUGUGCUUCAGGUAUUUGUGACCAACUUAAAUUUUGUGUUUGCACCUGGAGAGCAACGGGUGUGAAAGAUUCAAGUGCCAUCUAUCUUGUGCCUGAAGAAAGGUGUCUAACAGUGAAACUACUUCAUAUCAACUGCAUCGUAGUGGGUUUUAGUUGUCUUUGCAUCACCCAUCUUUCACCCUGUUGUGGAAUGUGCACUUUUAUCAACGUGAGCGGCUCAGAGGUAUAUGGAGACAGUCUUACAAGUGGUUUGUGGAGGCUUGUGGCGAAGUGGGUCCUUGUGUGAUGCGUGUUUGUGUGAGUGAGUUGUGAAUGUUUGUGUACAUAUUCUCACUUUAUUUAUACAUAUGUGUGCAUGUGCUGACUGAAUAGACUACAUCUGGCCUAUUUUAAGGAUUUCAGAACAGAUGUUUAUGGCCCUGAGAUCAUAUUUGACUCUUCAGGAAUCUCGUUUAUAUAAAUGUAUAUAUCGUAGAGUGAUCAUUCAUUCAGAAUAAAUAUUUGUUUUCUUGAAGUACUACUACUGUUUUCUUUUUCUUUCAUUUGAUUGAAUUUUAUUUUGGUUUGAAUGAAACUGUUUGUUAUCUUCAGCUACAGGGACAUUAACUUAUGUUCUGUUAUGUAAAUAAACAUAGAUUUAUAUCAUUUGCAUAAGUGUUAAUAAUUAUUUAAAAUUUACAUAUAAUUUUUCGUGUAAAAUGAAUUGUCCAUCCCGAGCAUGAAUAUUUAUGCCGUACCCACCAAUGACCUAACAAAACAAAUAUCUUUGCCACUAUCAAUAGAAGAGAGAGAGGGAGAGAGAAUGGCAUCUAUUUAUGUAUCGGUGAACUGUAAACCUUUAGAUCAAAAACAAAUUUUUAUAACGCCAAUUUGGUUACCACAGGUCAAGAGGUGAGACUCAUCAUAGCAUAUCUUUUUACUAUUUAAGUGUUUGAGCAGUGUUGCAUUUUUAAAUUUCUUCUUUUUUUCUUUUCCUUUUUAUGUUAUUGAAGAUAAUCAUUUUGCUUUGUGGAAAUUAUUUGUGUAAGGAACUCUGUGGAAUAUGCUUUUCCCUUUUCUCACUGUUUCUGCCACUCUUCAAAGUGAGGCUGUAUUGGUUUGAUGAGUGUCAAUAACUUUCAUGCCUCAGAGAUGUUGUUAAUGUGUUGCAAGUGUGACACGUAACUUUGUUACCGGUUCCAGUCUUAGAAACAUUGUGUUAGGUACAUUGGAGGGUCGAGCUGAGCCAAGUAGCCCAGUGGCACAUGUUCCUGACUUAGUAUUUGCAAUAACAUGCUGUUUUGUACAUAACACUUUUUGUAUUUUCCAUGUAAGUUUUGCGAGGUUGAAAGUGGAUCUGUUUUGCCUGCAGACACGCACUGCAGAAUAAAGUUUCUCUAUCCUGUAAUGCAUGUCUGCAAGCAUUUGUUCAAGGGCAUUUGGAAGAGAAUUAAGACUCAAACUCCAAUGGAUUUGAUAUAUAAUGCUUUUAAUUGGUAAACUGUACGCCCUCUUCAAAAAAUGUUAGCAUAUCGGAUGCUCCUGUAGUGCUAAUGGAAAGUGUUAUUUUCUAAUUGUAUAAUACAUGUGCUUGCUUUUGAUUCAUGGUAGCCUUUACAUCUAAUAACUGUGUUGCACUACAUUUUGUGGAAUUAUUGCUUUCUGGGAACUGGAUUCACGAAUGUUCACAUUUUUCAUAAUUAGUUAUCUGCUACAAAAUUGUGGUUUUGUCUGUGUUUUCCUAAGAAUAUGCAAGCAAACUUUGUGAUUAGGUAUUAUUAAAUCAGUGGUGGUUGUUAAGUUAACAGUCCCAGAAUUUAUAUGUUUCAAAACAAAAUUGAACUUUCUUCAAAUGUUCAAAGACUAUUUAUUUAUCUAUUCUGUAAUAGUUCUGUUGAAAAGCACAUACAGUUUUUGAUCAAUCAUCUCCAUUCUUUGUGCUCUAGAAGCUUUAAGAGAUAUUCUGGCGAAUUUUGUGCCAAUUCUAUCAUACUUGUGAGAAAUGAUAGAUACAAAGAGAUCCUGUGUAUGGAAAAAAGAAUGUGAUAGCAAGUCAGCAAGACCUAAUUCCUGUAAUGUUAAAAGUCUUGUACUGUGUUGAACUAGGGGAGUCAUAUGCCUCCCCUCCUCCCUUUAAAAUGUACAUGUGGGCUUUGUUUGGAACUUCAUGUUGCAAGCAUAGAUGAAGUGUUAUGUACUAUACAAGAACAAGAAACUUGUUUGAAGAUAAGAUUGUAUAAAAUUGGUUCAAUUCACCACUACAAUUAUUCAGUGUUAUGUGCCAUAGAGCCAUCGUAGAAAGCAAUUUCGGUGGCUUAGAUACUGUAGUGCUCAGUGGUUGGCCUCAGGAAGGCUCAACAUACCAGGCUAGAGUGUUGAGACUUCCAUGCUUCGGGUUUAAAAUAUCUUGUAAACUUUUCUUGCCAAUAAUGUUGAUAAUUUUCAUGUUUUAUUUACUGUUUUGCUUCUGUCAAAUAGCGUAAUAUUCAUUGAGAAAAGAUAAUUUAUUGGGGAAUGAAUUGUAUGUUCAAAGUUCUAUUUGGAAUUAUAAUCCUUGCAUUGGAAGGGUUAGUCCUCAUGCUGGUUAAUAUGAAGAGCAUAUUGCCAGCUUCAUCCCCACCCAAUGUUAAUGAGCAAGUAUUGCAGAUACCUUAAUAGUUUUUAUUAUUAAUUCUACAAUUUAGUGUCAUAUAUCAGUGUGACGUGUAGUAAAUGUACAUUGAUCAGUUAACUAUUGGGUCACACGACUCUUCAAGCACCUUGUACCAAUUUCAUCAGGUGAACUUAGCUUUUGAGUCUUUCAAGACUUCCGUAUUCAUGUGUCUCAUUGAGCCUUCUACCAUGAAAGAACUUACUGCCACAUUUCUUCAAGUUUUACAUUAUAAUUAGAUAUAGCAAGUAACAUAUUUCCAAACAAAAUCAGACCUUAUUGUUCUGUGUACAAUAAUGUGCUUGCAAAAAAAUGAAAAAUAAACUGGUGUAUCUUAAA